UUGAUAUCUGAAAUAAAAAGUUUUUUUGACUAUGACUCAAAAUUUUCUUUGAUGCCCUCUCAGCAACAGAAGAAUAAAUUGAAAAAUCUUAACAAACAGCAGAAAGUACAUAUUACCAAAAAUCAACCUUCAGAUAAUACAGAAAAAGCAUUAGAAACAGAAUUUUUACAAGCAACACCUGAUGAAAAUAUUACUGAUGACAAUGAUUCAAUUGAUGAGGCAAUAAAAUUAAAUCAAAGUACAGAUUUUAAUGAUGAAGUGGAGGAAUCGGCUUUAGAUAUCAUUGAUAAGAAUGAAGUCCCUAUACAAACUAAAAAUAAAACACAUGGGAAAUAUCCUCUACAAGUUCAAUAUUGUGGUAUAUGUUCUAUGCCUUAUGAAUAUUGUCAAUAUUCACCUACCUUUGACCAGUGUCAAAAAUGGUUAAAUAAAAAUUUCCCAAAAGUUUAUCAAGACUUAUACAUGCCUUUAAUUAAAGAUACACCUGAUAUUAAUUUAGAAGCACUUGUCCUCAAUGAAAGUGAUGAAACCAGGAAAAGACAAACCAGAGGAGGGAAAGGAAUGAAUAGUGCAGCUAAGUUGGGUAAUAAAGGCAAAAUUAAUCCCUCAAAUUCAUUUAUCAAGGUAUUUAAUGCACCAAGAGGUAAAAAGAAAUCAGUAACUGUUGUUACAGGGCUUGAAGAUUUUGGAGUAGAUAUGAAAGCAGCGUCAAAAUGUUUUGCCUCCCGUUUUUCUUGUGGAGCAUCAGUGACUGCUACGGAUGAGAUAGUAAUCCAAGGGGAUGUCAAAGCAGAAAUUCUGGAUUUGAUUUGCGAAAAAUGGCCAGAAAUACCUACUGAAUGUGUUAAAGAUUUCGGUGUUAUGAAAAGAUGAAGUGUCUAUUAUAAAAAAUAUUUCAAGAAUUAUAAUGUUUCGUGACUUUAAAUAUUUUGUUGAUAAUCUCGGCAUUUAUGGAGAGGUAGAGAAA
Molecule: messenger RNA, 967 nt
Organism: Gordionus sp. m RMFG-2023
Lineage: Eukaryota; Metazoa; Nematomorpha; Gordioida; Chordodea; Parachordodidae
Product: density-regulated protein homolog
Exons: 2
Coding region: 52-873 (273 amino acids)
Biological process (GO): translation reinitiation; formation of translation preinitiation complex
Molecular function (GO): mRNA binding; translation initiation factor activity
Source: RefSeq, a predicted model, not a curated record